CCAUGCCGAUGCUCUCGCUCGUCUCGGUGGCCUUUCUCAAGUGCGUCUUCGCCGAGGGCGUCGUCCCCGUCUUUGCUCGCUGCUUCCGAGACAUUGCGACUCUUCGUGAGCUGCGCCUUGACGGAUGCCGCGACUUGAGCAUGACGUCGCUCAUGACGCUCACGGGGCUCUGCGACCGCGUCGAGGUGCUCCAUCUCACGUCGUGCAAGCUCCCCCGACAGGCGGGGCUCAUUCUGGGACAGAGCCUCGCGUCCUGUGGGCACCUCGUGAGCCUCGUCCUCAGCCACAACAACCUUGGCGACGGUGGCGUCCGUGCCAUCGCCGACGCAUUUGACCCGCACAAGAAGAGCCACCGCCGAAAGCCUCUCGGCCCGCUGGAGCUCUUGGACCUACGCGACAACGGUAUCUCAAACGCCGGCUUUGCGUCCGUCCUUGGUAUCGGUGCCCGCCACCUCAACGUGAGCCACAACAAAAUCACGUCGGUCCACGAGCUCUCGGUGCGCCGGCCGUCGCACCUCUGCUCGCUCGACAUUUC
This is a messenger RNA of Saprolegnia parasitica CBS 223.65, 535 nucleotides long. RefSeq lists its product as hypothetical. NCBI's taxonomy places the organism in Eukaryota, Oomycota, Saprolegniomycetes, Saprolegniales, Saprolegniaceae. The record is from RefSeq and is a predicted model, not a curated record. Gene Ontology annotation, molecular function: protein binding. The annotation marks the transcript as partial. The transcript has 4 exons.